This is a messenger RNA of Vigna angularis (adzuki bean), 447 nucleotides long. Its product is annotated as hydroxyethylthiazole kinase. Gene Ontology annotation, biological process: thiamine biosynthetic process. The record is from RefSeq and is a predicted model, not a curated record. The transcript is spliced from 2 exons. Gene Ontology annotation, molecular function: magnesium ion binding; hydroxyethylthiazole kinase activity; ATP binding. Lineage: Eukaryota; Viridiplantae; Streptophyta; Magnoliopsida; Fabales; Fabaceae. The coding region runs from base 1 to 447 and encodes 148 amino acids.
AUGCUCCACGUCGUCGAGGAGCUCCCUGACUUCACUCCCCACGCUGUCGCCCUCUAUGUCAACGUCGGCACUCUCUCCCCCUCCUGGCUUCCCGCCAUGACGACCGCCACCCAAAUCUGCAAUACAGUCCAGACGCCCUGGGUCCUGGACCCCGUGGCCGCCUCAGCCUCCACCUUCCGCUUCAAAGCCUGCCAGGAACUGCUCCGUCUCAAGCUCACCGUUGUCAGAGGAAACGCCUUUGAGAUCAUCGCGCUCUCACUCGCUUUCGCAAAACCGAACGCCGGUUCUUCCAAGUUAACACACCUUAAAGAUUCCAUGGAGUUGGUGACUAAGAUAGUUGUAAAGGAAAAGGGGCAACCUAGAGUAAUGGCCCGAACAGAAUCUCUGUAUCGUGGUGGCAGACCUAAAAGAGGAUGGAGGAUUGCUGGAACCAUAUGGGAUUCGUGA